Rosa chinensis is the source of this 760-nucleotide messenger RNA. Its product is annotated as molybdopterin synthase sulfur carrier subunit. Gene Ontology annotation, biological process: Mo-molybdopterin cofactor biosynthetic process. Gene Ontology annotation, cellular component: cytosol. NCBI's taxonomy places the organism in Eukaryota, Viridiplantae, Streptophyta, Magnoliopsida, Rosales, Rosaceae. The record is from RefSeq and is a predicted model, not a curated record. The coding region runs from base 200 to 517 and encodes 105 amino acids. The transcript is spliced from 2 exons.
AUUAGUUCACCGGCGUUAAAAAUCUGGUGCAUUGAUGCCCAGGGACACACGGUGCACUUAAGAAUCCAAUCUUACUAAAAAACCUCCAAAGCACCCAAGACUCUCUCUUCCUCUCUCUGUAAUCUCUGAAGCUUCUGGAUUAUUUAGGUGAAGGGUACAUGUUUCAGAACUAUUAAUUCAUGAGGCAGGGUGUUCUGCAAUGGAUUUCAAGCAAGAAGAGAUUAAGUCUGUAACUAUGGACCCUACAACUAAGGGGAUCAAGGAUUCAUCUGUUAAGAUGAAGGUGUUGUUCUUUGCCAGGGCUCGGGACCUCACUGGCCUCACUGAGAUGCCAUUGGACGUAUCAUCUGGUAGUACAGCCAAUGAUUGUUUAAAUAAGCUCAUUUCCAUUUUUCCAAGCUUGGAAGAGAUCCGUGGGUGCAUGGUGCUUGCUCUUAAUGAAGAGUACACAACUGAGUCGGCACUUGUUAAAGACAAAGAUGAGUUGGCCAUUAUACCUCCAAUCAGUGGGGGCUAAAUGCAUCUGAUGUAACCAGGCACACAAUCCAAGGUUAUUAGGACAUUGUAUGAUCUUGUGCUUAUUUGUACAAAACUAUGAAUAAAAAGGAAUACCAAAUAGAUUAUCCGCUGUUGGUUUUAAUUCUGAGCAACACGGAGAAUAAAGUGCCGAUGCGUUUGCUAAAGCAGUUGUGCAGGAUCAUUGUGCUAUUUUCUGUUCACAACCAUCUGUUUACUAUUUCAAAGCUGCCCCUUAUAGCUA